Pogoniulus pusillus (Red-fronted tinkerbird) is the source of this 2184-nucleotide messenger RNA. RefSeq names its product GIPC PDZ domain containing family member 1 (gene GIPC1). The transcript is spliced from 7 exons. The record is from RefSeq and is a predicted model, not a curated record. The coding region runs from base 210 to 1220 and encodes 336 amino acids. NCBI's taxonomy places the organism in Eukaryota, Metazoa, Chordata, Aves, Piciformes, Lybiidae. Gene Ontology annotation, molecular function: protein binding.
CCUCUGACUGGUCUGGGCGCGCCUAGCCCCGCCCUCCCGGAAGUGCCGGUCUCGCGCAGCGCCCGGCGAAAAGGGCCGAGAGCACCCACCGCAGAAGCACCACAGGACCUCCCCUAUCCCCCUCCUCAGGGAGGGGGCACCCAGCCCCCAACGCCCCCCCAAAGAAAAGCCCUCACUUCAUUGCCCCCCUCUCCCCCGCAACCCCUUCCAUGCCUCUGGGCCUGGGUCGCCGUAAGAAGCCCCCCCCGCUGGUGGAGAACGAGGAGGCGGCGGGGGGCAGGGCCGGCGGGGGAGCCGGCGGGGACGCCCCGGGGGGUGGUGGUGCGGCCGGGGCCGGGGCCCUGUCCGCGGCCCCGGGGCUGCCUCCGCCGCCAGCGGCGCUGCGGCCUCGCCUGGUGUUCCACACGCAGCUGGCCCACGGCAGCCCCACGGGCAGGGUCGAGGGCUUCAGCAACGUGCGGGAGCUCUACGGCAAGAUCGCGGAGGCCUUCCGUAUCCCCCCUGCCGAGGUGAUGUUCUGCACCCUCAACACCCACAAGGUGGACAUGGAGAAGCUGCUGGGGGGGCAGAUUGGGCUGGAGGACUUCAUCUUUGCCCACACCAAAGGGCAGCGCAAGGAGGUUGAGGUCUUCAAGUCGGAGGAGGCCUUGGGCCUCACCAUCACCGACAAUGGCGCAGGCUAUGCCUUCAUCAAGCGGAUCCGCGAGGGCAGCGUGAUCGACCGGAUCCCAGUGAUCAGUGUGGGUGACAUGAUCGAGGCCAUCGAUGGGCACAGCCUGGUGGGUGCCAGGCACUACGAGGUGGCAAAGAUGCUGAAGGAGCUGCCGCGGGGCCGCACCUUCGCCCUGCGCCUCACCGAGCCCCGCAAGGCCUUCGAUCUGAUUGGCCCCCGCAGUGGGGGGGGCCGCAGUGGGGGCACCCAGGUGGGCAGUGGCCGAGGCACCCUGAGGCUGCGUGCCAGAGGCCCUGCCACCCUUGAGGAGCAGCCUUCUGCCUUCGAGGAGCUGGCAGUGGCCAAGGUGGACGACCUGCUGGAGAGCUACAUGGGCAUCCGGGACAGCGAGCUGGCUGCCACCAUGGUGGAGCUGGGUCGUGACGCGGGGGACCCUGAUGCCCUGGCACAGGCCCUGGAUGCCCAGCUCGGGGACUUCGCCUUCCCGGACGAGUUUGUCUUCGACGUCUGGGGAGCCAUUGGCGACGCCAAGGUCGGGCGCUGCUAGGGGGCGCUGCAGACCCACCCCCAGCACCGGGCCCCCCCCUCAGGACUUUGGCGUCGUUGGGUGGGGAGGAGGGCGAGGGUCCCACCCCUGACCGGCUCCACAGCUCUACGCCAGGACUGGCACCCAAACCCCCUCCCCACCCCACUUAAGAAAGCCAGAGCCCCCCCCCCCCCAGUAAAUCUGCUAGAGAAGGGAGGAGGGAGCCUCCCCCAAGAUUCCCCCGUGAAGGGCCCCAGAUGGGACCCCCCCCCGACCCCAGGACCCCCUCUCUAUACCUGGGUACCCUAACACCAACUCCAGACCCCCCCCCCCCCCUUUAAGCUCUCAGCCACACCCCGCCUCCCACAUAUGGGACCCACCACUACAAACUGGGACACCUGCCCAAUGGAUCUGGGUGCCCCCCCCCCCAUCUGAAGGUCAGGGGGUCCCCAGCAUGGGACCACCACUACAAACCACCCCCCAGGCAGCCUGGGACUCCCCAAGCAGGUGCCCCCCUCCCCCAUUUCCUGGGAACCCCUUUAUGGACCUAGGACCCCUCAUUUAUUGGACCCCCCCCUUAACUGGGAGGUCCCCAUUUUAUGAACUGGCACCCCCCCAUUUGUGGCCUCUGGCCCUUGGGACCCUCCCACUGAAGGGUCCGUCCCCCCCAACACUAAUCUCCCACCCUCUCACCCAGGGUGAGGUCCAAGGCUCCCCUAAUUUACCUCCCCCCUUCCCAGGGGCUUUCAGCAGAGGGAGGCAGCCCUGUGCCCCCCCAAAUAGGAUGCAGGACCCCCCCACCGUGUGUCCCUACCCAGUGCCAAUCUGAGCCUGUCACACACUGUCACACCCCCCCCCCCCCAAAUCGCACUGACUACCUCGGGGGGAGGGGCUGUGAGGAGGGGGGGUAAACAGCACAGCCCCCUCCUCACCCUGUCCCUUGGCACCUGGGGGAGGAGGUUUUUGGGGGGGCACAGUGGGGGGG